Molecule: messenger RNA, 1085 nt
Organism: Anopheles bellator
Lineage: Eukaryota; Metazoa; Arthropoda; Insecta; Diptera; Culicidae
Product: ubiquinone biosynthesis O-methyltransferase, mitochondrial-like
Exons: 4
Coding region: 501-1022 (173 amino acids)
Biological process (GO): ubiquinone biosynthetic process
Molecular function (GO): 2-methoxy-6-polyprenyl-1,4-benzoquinol methyltransferase activity
Source: RefSeq, a predicted model, not a curated record
UGUCACCCUGUACACGAUUGUUCAAUACGUGACAACGGCAGUCAAAUUAACCGUUUUGCAAGGGAAAAUUUAGCUGGCUUUUGGUGAAACAAAUCGUGUUGUUACGAUGAGUGCAUAUCGUUGGUUUUAUUCUGCUGCUGCUCUGAUCGUUGGCCUCAUAGAGACCAUCCUUUCUAGUCUAGGGAUUGAUGUUAUGAAAACACCUAUCCUAAAAAGUCUCCCCGGCAUAUUGGAUCCUCGCGAAAAGCAGUGCAACAGUAAUGAUAGCGUGAACAGGGCGGAGGUUGAUUAUAUGGCCAAAUUGGUGGACCUCUGGUGGAACGUCGAUGGAAUAGCAAAAAUGUUGCACACUUUCAAACAAGUGCGUAUCAAUUAUUCGCAGCAUUCCUCUUGUGGUGGAUGGUCUGAUAGAGACCGGUCGAAUCGAAGGCACCAAACGUGGCCGGCCGGAUGUGCUGAAAGGAGUGCGCAUACUGGACGUCGGAUGUGGUGGCGGUAUCAUGGUCGAAGACCUGGCCAAACUGGGAGCCACGGUGGUAGGUAUUGAUCCGUGCGAAGAAUUAAUACUGCUCGCUAGAAAGCAUCUCGAAACGCAAGCUCCCGAACUGGCCGUUCAGUAUCACAGAGAAACGGUGGAAGAGCACGUUAAAGUCCAUGGCGCGAUUUACGAUGCAAUCGUUUGCUCUGAGGUGAUGGAGCAUGUCGACGAAAAAGUUCCCAUCCUCGAAGCGUGUGCUAAGUCUUUGAAGCCCGGUGGUUCAAUGUUUGUAACGACGGAAAAUCAAACCUUGGUAGCAUGGUUCGUGUAUAUAAUUGUGCCGGAAUAUGUUCUCAACUUUAUCCCACGUCUGUGCCACUUCUACGAAAAGUUCAUCAGCCCGGCCAAAAUAUCCAGUAUGCUAUCAACAUUUGACUGUACAACCAUUGGCGUGAAGGGAUACUUCUACGAUCGAUUCGAUAACAGCUGGACCUUCGUGGACGAUGAUCGUGUCAACUAUGGAUUGCAUGCAGUGAAAGCCUAGAGUCAAUGAGGCGCAAGUGUGAAAUACAUCUCCGUCGUUCAUGUUCGAUACCAACAACAUUUU